Messenger RNA from Physcomitrium patens, 3914 nucleotides. Its product is annotated as katanin p80 WD40 repeat-containing subunit B1 homolog KTN80.4. The record is from RefSeq and is a predicted model, not a curated record. Lineage: Eukaryota; Viridiplantae; Streptophyta; Bryopsida; Funariales; Funariaceae. Gene Ontology annotation, biological process: microtubule severing; microtubule depolymerization. Gene Ontology annotation, cellular component: katanin complex. Gene Ontology annotation, molecular function: microtubule binding.
UUCGCUUGGCUUCGCUUGACUUGGCUGUGCUUUGGAGUCUUGUUCGUAUUCUUCGCAGCCCUUUCUCUCGUAGCCUUUCUCUGCACCUCUUCCCCUUCCAUAUCCCCGCCAUUGCCUUCGUUGCCUCCCACUUCGUGGACGUCGUCAUCGUCCUAGGUGACUGUGUUACUGGAGCUGCACGGGGCGGGUUAGGAGGCGCUUUCGCGGGGGCUGCGAAGACACUGUGUGGAAGUGAAGAGUGGAGGAGGAGGAAGAGAGAGGAGGAUUUGAAGUAGGAAGGAGGAAGAGUGAGGGAGAAAAAACGGUGGAGAGUUGUAGGGGGAGCUUUGCUGGCCAGGUGCGUUGGAUUGAGUGGAUGUGAGAGGAUUUUGCGAAGGGUCGGAAGGGGUGUUGAUAGUGCCAGGUGUUUUAGAAGCCUGGAGGUGCGGAGGCAAUGUGUUGGAGCAGUGAAUGUCGAGACCAGGCGGAGGGGUGGUGCCAACGGGCGGGCGCAGGUCGUUGGUGUUAAUUUGAAAGGGGGGAUACUGGACAGGGGAGCCGAGGUGUGGUGCUGGCCAUGUUGGUAGUCUUAGUGCGAGGAGGAGGAGGCGGAGGACUCUGUGAUUGUGUCGGGGUUGUGUUGGAAUGAUCGGGAGCGAUGGAAGGUAGGAAGAGGAAGGGUUCGGGGUUUGAUGACCUUGAUUGAGUGGCGAUUGAGUGGGAACACGAACAUUUGUCAAUGUGGUUGGGGUAUUGGAGUUUUCUGCAAGACAUCAUUAGUGUUUUGGUCGUAAGCAACUUGGCGAAUGUAAAUGUGGAGCGUUGAGGAGCAGCGCAGGAACAGGCAUAUGUUCUAUGUAACAGAAUUUUUUGAUUCAAAAUCUUGCAAAACGACAAUUACACAUUGGCAAAAUGAAGCGAGCUUACAAAUUACAGGAAUUUGUUGCGCACGCGUCCGAUGUCAACUGCCUCAAAAUUGGAAAGAAGUCCUCCAGGGUCCUGGUCACGGGCGGGGAGGAUCACAAAGUUAACAUGUGGGCUAUUGGCAAACCUAAUGCUAUACUGAGUUUGGCAGGUCACACCAGUGCAGUGGAAUCGGUUACUUUUGAUACAGCAGAGGUUGUAGUCGUCGCCGGAGCUGCAAGUGGUACCAUCAAACUUUGGGACCUUGAAGAAGCUAAAAUUGUACGCACUCUUACAGGUCAUCGAUCAAAUUGUAUAUCAGUAGAUUUUCAUCCUUUCGGAGAGUUCUUCGCGUCGGGAUCUCUAGAUACAAAUCUCAAAAUAUGGGACAUUCGGCGAAAAGGAUGCAUCCACACUUACAAAGGACACACGCGAGGCAUUAAUUCCAUCAAAUUUAGUCCAGAUGGGCGUUGGGUGGUUUCUGGGGGUGAAGACAAUAUUGUGAAACUUUGGGAUUUAACCGCUGGGAAGCUAAUGCAUGAUUUCAAAUAUCAUGAAGGACAAGUCCAAUGUCUGGACUUCCAUCCUCACGAAUUUCUUCUUGCUACAGGUUCCGCAGAUAGGACAGUCAAAUUUUUUGAUCUCGAAACUUUUGAGCUCAUUGGGUCUGCUGGUCCCGAAUCUGCAGGAGUGCGAUCUAUGGUUUUUAAUCCAGAUGGACGAACUGUAUUAUGUGCUAUGCAGGAUAGCCUGAAGGUUUUCUCUUGGGAACCGCUCAGAUGUCACGAUUUAGUAGACGUUGGCUGGCACAAGCUUGCGGAUCUCUGUAUCCACGAAGAAAAGUUGCUCGGAUGCUCUUUUAACCAGAGUUGUGUUGGUGUAUGGGUUGUAGAUCUCCAGCGUGUGGCUCCUUAUCAGAAUGGGAGUGCAGGGUGGAAGGAUGGUCCAAGCGUUGGGUUCAAAGUCGACAACGACGGCAACCAAACUCCACAAGAAGUGCGUUCUGUCUCACACCCCAAGACAGAUGCUAGUGCGAGUCUUCCUCACAUGAUUGACGUGACAAUGAAGAAUGUGAAAAUCACCCCUGCUAAAGAAACAAGCAGCUCUCACCCCCCUCAAACUGCACCAAACAGUGGUAGAAGACCUGCAAAUAUCCUUACCACGGUUCCUGCUACUCCAACACCUACUAUAGCCUCUCGUAGAAGUAGUAUUGCAGCGCCUAAGGCGACUCCACCCAGUGCAAGCUCAUUCAGAUUUUCUAGCCGAUCUGAUGCCAAUGCGGGAGGUAGCCCAAGACUAUCGACAGCUUCUGACUGUGAGCCUGGAUUGGAUGAUACAAGGCCGACUGUAACCGCAGGUGGAGUGUCGAUGUCAACAUCUAAAUCACAUGAUCGUGAUUUAGAUAACGUUGACGGGAACGGUGAUGGCGCUAGUGAUGCUUUUAGGACGGAUCCUAUUCCGCACGUGAAUAGGUCAAGCUCAGCCCGUAGGCCAGAUAGCAGUGGUCACGGCUCGGCAUCUCAGUAUGGAAGCAGGUCAAACCUGAUUUCUCAUUUGGGUACCAAAGAAGACGAUGCAACUGUCAACUGGAACGGCAGCAGAAGUUAUAGUUCUAGAAGGAGUUCAUCUUUUGAUGUUCCUUUGGAUAACAAUCUGGGUCGUUCUCAUUCCUUUUCAGAUGAAUCAUCUCGUAACCAGGCUACUAGAAAUGCUACAGGAACUGAGGCAUCCACGACAGGACGUGUUGAAGUUGGGACGACUAAAGCUCUUCUUGCCCAAUGGGAGAGGAAAGAGAAGCCGAGGCUUCCAGAAAAUUCAGCCUUUGUAGAAAAACCGGUGGUUGUGGAGAAGUCAAUGCCUGAACCCAGGUCAUAUGUUGUGGAGAAGUCGGCUUCUCAUGAGGCGCCAAGUGGGGGUGGUGGAGUUAAAACGCUUGGGCUGGAUAUCAAUUCAUUUGUUCCAAAAGGUAGUAGUCUUCUUUCAGAAAGGAAAAUCUCAGCGGCGAAGCAAGAUACCGAAAUCAUUGAGGAGUUACUCCUUCAGCACCAUACAAUGGCUAGCAUUAUGCAGUCGCGUCUUACAAAUAUGCAGGUUGUGAGGCGUUUCUGGAAUAAGAAUGAUAUGAAGGGUGCCAUUGAAGCUAUGAAGAAGAUGACCGACCACUCUGUACAAGUUGAGGUUCUCUCUGUGUUCAUGGAAAAAUCGGAUCUCUUGACGUUAGAGAUCUGCUAUUUGUUAAUCCCCUUGUUAAAUGGUCUUCUUAGUACAGACAACGACAGAUUCCUUAUGACGGCUCUAGAGCUUUUGGGAAAGCUUGUGGAGACGUUUGGUCCGAUUAUCCAUGCCACUCGAACUUCCGCACCAUCAAUAGGGGUCGACUUACAAGCAGAGCAACGGCUGGAGCGAUGCAAUAUGUGUUAUCAUGAAUUGCAAGCUGUAGGGCAUAGCUUGUUGCCCCUCAUGAGGAAAGGAGGGGACUUAACAAAAGCAGCUAGGAACUUACAAGAGGCUCUUGGACGAGUUUGAUAGGAAAUGCCGGCAGAUUUUGGUCCUGAUUUCUUUGCACCUUCGUUGUGGUAGUUGUAUACGGAAAGAAUUAGUGAUAGGAAGCAAAGUAGGAUUUUCUAUUGGUGUAGGUAAUGAGUUUCCCUUCUAGUUUCUAGCUCCUUUGCACGUGGUGCAUUGCCUAGUAUUGCUAAAGAAGACAUGAACCUUUUUAAGCUCAACCUGCAAGAACCGUAGUUCUGGCAGAAUGGGACCGGCUCCAUUCCAAAGGAGUCUACCUUCAUCAGCAAACGCAUGAAACGAGCAGUUGGUACCCUCUUUAACCAUAAAUUCUUUGCCUGGACUUGACUGGAAAGGCUCUUUAGAAUAGUGGGACCUUCACGAUCACUGUCUAAUAUUGUUCACAAGGGGAACUGUGUCCUGUCAUAUCCAUUCUUGACCUGAAGGGAUUUUGAUCUGGACCCCGUGUAAGGUUUUGUAUGUUGAAAUAUGAGCGUGCUUUGGUAUUACUUCGAACUGUUCGGGAA